This is a messenger RNA of Coffea eugenioides, 1813 nucleotides long. RefSeq names its product G-type lectin S-receptor-like serine/threonine-protein kinase RKS1. Bases 333 to 1511 code for a protein of 392 amino acids. Gene Ontology annotation, molecular function: ATP binding; protein kinase activity. Lineage: Eukaryota; Viridiplantae; Streptophyta; Magnoliopsida; Gentianales; Rubiaceae. Gene Ontology annotation, biological process: protein phosphorylation. The record is from RefSeq and is a predicted model, not a curated record. The transcript has 5 exons.
CACUGCCAACCAACCCAAUCCGGCAAACUAGUACAGAGUAUAGACAGCACAAGGAGAAGGUCUGUAAUUAUUGCGCAUCUGAAAAGUCAACGGGGAAAGUAAAUUGUGUAAACGUGUCCAGAACUUCAAAUUAUACAUUCAUCCCGGUCCCGGGAAACUUCUGAGUACAAUUCAAAACCAAACUAUUUAGUUGUCUCCAUUCAUCUUCUCCUCUCAUUCUUAGCCGUUACUGUUGUUGGGUUCCGCUCAAAAUUUUCUAAAGAAGUACAGUAGUAUGGAGAGUAGAUUCUUGUCCUAAUUUGGAGUUGCAGGGAUUCUUGAUUCAAGUCGACAUGGGUUUGAUCUCGAAUUGCUGCUCUUGCUUGGCUAAAUUCCUGAGGCGGGGUGCCUCCUCCAAGGCCGACGAGGAUGACGCUGAUGAAGAAGCUGCAUCGGGUUUGUUUUUCCAGCUCACGGCUCUGCAGAUUGCUACCAAUUUCUUUUCUGAUUUAAACCGGCUCGGUCAUGGUGGCUUUGGCCCUGUUUACAAGGGAUUGAUGCCAAAUGGUGAAGAAGUAGCUGUGAAGAAAUUAUCAUUGGACUCUAGACAGGGAGUAAGGGAAUUCGCUAAUGAAGUGAAACUUCUACUGAAAAUUCAACAUAAAAACCUAGUCACAUUGCUGGGGUGUUGUAUAGAAGGACCUGAGAAGAUGCUUGUAUAUGAAUAUCUUCCAAAUAAGAGCCUUGACUUUUUCCUUUUUGAUAAAGAGAAGUCUCCAUCCUUGGAUUGGACAAAAAGGCUGCAAAUAAUUACAGGUGUUGCAAGGGGGCUUCUCUAUCUACAUGAGGAAGCCCCUGAAAGGAUUAUCCACAGGGAUAUCAAAGCUAGUAAUAUAUUGUUGGAUAAUCAACUGAAUCCAAAGAUCUCAGAUUUUGGUCUGGCAAGACUUUUUCCGGGGGAUGACACCCAUUUGAAUACGUUUAGGAUAUCUGGUACUCAUGGUUAUAUGGCACCAGAAUAUGCACUGCAUGGAUAUUUAUCUGUGAAGACGGAUGUUUUUAGUUUCGGUGUUUUGGUUUUGGAGAUAGUAAGUGGAAGGAAGAAUCUUGAUGGGCGGCUAGGAGCUGAAAAGGCGGACCUCUUAAACCAUGCUUGGACACUUUAUCAAGCUGAGAAUGCAUUGGAAUUAGUUGAUGCAGGCCUUAACAAGUACAAUGCUGUUGAAGCAGCAAUGUGCAUCCAGUUGGGUUUGCUAUGUUGUCAAGCUAGUGUUGCAGACAGGUUGGAUAUGAAUUCAGUUCACCUCACAUUGUCUAGUGACUCGUUUAGCCUACCCAGACCGGGAAAACCUGGGAUUCAAGGCCGUGUAGGACGGUUUUCUCAAACUGGUUCCGCGGCUUUUACUGAUAAAACCAACACCAACACUACCACCACACAUACUGGUGCCACCAAGGUUUCAUCAGCUAAUAGUUUUCUCGAGGAAUUUUCCAGGAAUUCAAUCUCCUAUUCUUCUCUGGACGAAGGCAGAUGAAAUAUGCGUGAGCUUUUUUUCAUUUUAUUUUUCCAGUAUAGACAGGAUAGCUUUUCUCCCUUCUUCCUCCUUUUUCCUCUCCCUCGCACCGCCUUUCGCGAUUUGUUUCCUUUUCGAGUUAUUUUGUAGAAUGUUAUCAUUCAUUCUUUCUCAGUAUAUCCCCCCUCCCCCUCCCCCCAAAGUUCGUUGUUUAUAGUACUAGAAGAAGAUGUACAAUAUUUGAUAUUGUCUAGGAAAGAUGGCUUGUCCUCUGGUUAACUGAUUAUUAUAAAUUCUGAUUUUGGGUAAUAAAUUUUUUGUAA